AUCAUUUAGUUUUCAUUUAGUUUAUUAAGCAAAAAAUAUUUAUUGCAGUAGAAACCGUUACUUUGAUUAAAAGUAAUCAAUCUCAAGCAUAGAUUUUACUAUCUAUGUUUUACUCAAUUUAUAAAUAAAUAAGAUAAUCAGUUAGACAAAAUUACAUUUUAUCUAUCAAUUUGCAACGACAACAGAUAAUAAAAAAACAGUAACCAGCUAAUUUAUUGCAUUUUAUAUUUUGAAAGAUGUCUCAAAAUAGAAAAAUUACAUAAUACAAUACACACAUUUCGCAAUAUUACAACGAAAUAGACAAAGUUGAUUUAAAUAAAUACGAUAAAGACUUGACUAAUGAUUUUAAGAUAUGAUUUCAAAUCACGUAUAAACACCUCACUGAUUAGGUCUAAUUCAGACUGCAAGUAGUGAGAACACGUUCAACAUCCUUUUAGUUGGAGGUAAUUUGAUUGAAGUUUUCAUAGAAUUACACGAACACGUUCUGUUAAAUUAGCCAUAAUUUGGAUUAACGCAUAAUUAGACAAGUAAGUACAUUUUUUGUUUUAUUGUCUCUGCGAUUGAAAAUUAAUUAGGAUUUAAACAGACAGUUUAUUUAAUUUUUUUAAACAAAAGCGAAAACUUUAUUUUUCAUAGUCAUCGGCACAAGAAGGAUAUGCCACGUAAUUAUGCAACGCUUGCCAAUAAUGGCAGUGUAAAUAUUUGCAAGUUAACAAGAGUCAAUUUGGUGACAUCGGCUAUUAAUUAAUAAUUACUUAUGGCAAUUUUUCUCAUAAAAAUGAUUAAUGAAUGUACUUUUCCUCAAUAUUUCAUCGUUAGUAGACACAUCCUAUUUUUAUUUUUAUUAGAAAUGGGAGGCAUUAUAAGUUUGUAUAAUUACUACACUACAAGAACCGACGACCCUGACCCUCUCACCACCCUCACGUCUAGAGAAAUAUACCUAGUCCAGUCCUCCUGGGGUCCUAUUAAAAAAGAUUUAACGGGUUAUGGGGUCCAACUUCUCCUUUUUCUUUUUAAAAAAUUUCCGGAGGAACACCAAAAUUUCCCGUUUCGGUAUAUACCGUAUGAAGAGCUCGGCGCUAGUAAAAAGUUCCACGCCCAUUGCAGUAACGUAAUGUAUGCAGUUGAUUCCAUUAUUGAUAGUUUGAAAGACGGUGAAUUGUUGGUGAAUAUUUUGGAAAAAAUCGGGAGGAAUCAUCACAGAAAUACAGUCAAACCGAUCUCGUUUUGGCACGUCAAAGAAACUAUGCUAGAGUUUUUUAAAAAAACGAUGAAUGACGAGACAUUGAAAGCUUGGGACAAGGCACUGCAAGUUGCAUUUGGCGUGGUUGCCAAGGAAUUGGACAAGAAGAAUUAGUUUUUGCUGUAUUGUAUUUUAUUAAGUAAAAAUCCCUCGUUAAAACUA
Tribolium madens (black flour beetle) is the source of this 1405-nucleotide messenger RNA. RefSeq names its product cytoglobin-1-like. NCBI's taxonomy places the organism in Eukaryota, Metazoa, Arthropoda, Insecta, Coleoptera, Tenebrionidae. The coding region runs from base 758 to 1357 and encodes 199 amino acids. The transcript is spliced from 3 exons. Gene Ontology annotation, molecular function: oxygen binding; heme binding. The record is from RefSeq and is a predicted model, not a curated record.